AUGCAGGCGCGCUACUCGGUGUCCGACCCCAACGCCCUGGGAGUGGUGCCCUACUUGAGCGAGCAAAAUUACUACCGGGCGGCGGGCAGCUACGGCGGCAUGGCCAGCCCCAUGGGCGUCUACUCCGGCCACCCGGAGCAGUACGGCGCGGGCAUGGGCCGCUCCUACGCGCCCUACCACCACCACCAGCCCGCGGCGCCCAAGGACCUCGUAAAGCCGCCCUACAGCUACAUCGCGCUCAUAACCAUGGCGAUCCAGAACGCGCCGGAGAAGAAGGUCACGCUGAACGGCAUCUACCAGUUCAUCAUGGACCGCUUCCCCUUCUACCGGGAGAACAAGCAGGGCUGGCAGAACAGCAUCCGCCACAACCUCUCGCUCAACGAAUGCUUCGUCAAGGUGCCCCGCGACGACAAGAAGCCCGGCAAGGGCAGCUACUGGACGCUGGACCCGGACUCCUACAACAUGUUCGAGAACGGCAGCUUCCUGCGGCGGCGGCGGCGCUUCAAGAAAAAGGACGUGCCCAAGGAGAAGGAGGAGCGGGCCCACCUCAAGGAGCCGCCCCCGGCGGCGGCCAAGGGCGCCCCGGCCGGGCCCCCUCUAGCGGACGCCCCCAAGGAGGUCGAGAAGAAGGUGGUCAUCAAGAGCGAGGCGGCGUCGCCGGCGCUGCCGGUCAUCACCAAGGUGGAGACGCUGAGCCCCGAGAGCGCGCUGCAGGGCAGCCCGCGCAGCGCGGCCUCCACGCCCGCCGGCUCCCCCGACGGCUCGCUGCCCGAGCACCACGCCGGCGCGCCCAACGGGCUGCCCGGCUUCAGCGUGGAGAACAUCAUGACGCUGCGAACGUCGCCGCCCGGCGGCGAGCUGAGCCCCGCGUCCGGGCGCGCGGGCCUGGUGGUGCCGCCGCUGGCGCUGUCCUACGCCACCGCGCCGCCCGCCGCCUACGGCCAGCCGUGCGCGCAGGGCCUGGAGGCCGGGGGCGCCGGCGGCUACCAGUGCAGCAUGCGCGCCAUGAGCCUGUACACCGGCGCCGAGCGGCCCGCGCACAUGUGCGUCCCGCCCGCGCUGGACGAGGCCCUCUCGGACCACCCGAGCGGCCCCACGUCGCCCCUGAGCGCCCUCAACCUCGCCGCCGGCCAGGAGGGCGCGCUCGCCGCCGCCGGCCACCACCACCAGCAUCACGGCCACCACCACCCGCAGGCGCCGCCGCCCCCGCCGGCUCCCCAGCCCCAGCCGGCGCCGCAGCCCGGGGCCGCUGCGGCCCAGGCGGCCUCCUGGUAUCUCAACCACAGCGGGGACCUGAACCACCUCCCGGGCCACACGUUCGCGGCCCAGCAGCAGACUUUCCCCAACGUCCGGGAGAUGUUCAAUUCCCACCGGCUGGGGAUGGAGAACUCGACCCUCGGGGAACCGCAGGUGAGCACCAACGCGAGCUGUCAGCUGCCCUACAGAUCCACGCCGUCUCUCUACCGCCACGCCACCCCCUAUUCCUAUGACUGCACCAAGUACUGACCCGCCUGGCCCGCUCCGGCUUCGCCUCCCACACCCGACCUCUCAGGACAGUUCAGGCCGCAGAGAACCAAAACAUGCCCACCAGCCUUUUCUCAGACCCGGGAGCCCAGGGAGCGCGCGCCGGCCUCAGCCCUCUGCGAAGCUGCAGGUAACUUUAAUUCGCGGCCCGGUUUGCGAGAUCCUAAGAAGCCCCGGUAAAGGGACGCAGUCCAGCGAAAUGAAUAUUGAUUUUAAGCCCCCUCCCCUACCGGAUGGUUGUGCUCACCGCUCCAGCUGGGGUUUCAAAAAUUAAGUUACGGACCAAAUCCCAUUAGCGACCCAGUAAUGACUCUCUGUAGAGGCCCCCAUAGAGUUAUGGGGGCCUCUAUAGACUCCGUUUGUGCUGUGUGUAAUUUUAAAUUUCUCUAACCGUGCUGUACAAAUGUGUGGAUUUGUAAUCAGGCUAUUUUGUUGUUGUUCAGAGCCAUUAAUAUAAUAUUUAAAGUUGAGUUCACUGGAUGAUUUUUUUUCACCUUGUCCAACCAUUUCUAACUGCCAAAAUGAAAAUUCAAGAAACCUAUGUGGGGUUUUUAAUCCCUGUACACUUACGAGAUAUCAUUCUAUUCCCGGUGGUAGGUCUUUUGCAAAACAAGGAAAUAAUUUAUUUUGUUGUUGUUGUUGGCGGAUAAAGAAGUCAAGUAUCUGAUACUUUUUAUUUACAAAGUGUGAUGGCUUUGUGUAGUAGAUUCCUCCCUGAGCGUUCCUAAAAGAAAAAAAAAA
Enhydra lutris kenyoni (northern sea otter) is the source of this 2265-nucleotide messenger RNA. RefSeq names its product forkhead box C2. Gene Ontology annotation, molecular function: RNA polymerase II cis-regulatory region sequence-specific DNA binding; DNA-binding transcription factor activity, RNA polymerase II-specific. Gene Ontology annotation, biological process: cell differentiation; regulation of transcription by RNA polymerase II; anatomical structure morphogenesis. The record is from RefSeq and is a predicted model, not a curated record. The transcript has a single exon. Lineage: Eukaryota; Metazoa; Chordata; Mammalia; Carnivora; Mustelidae. Bases 1 to 1506 code for a protein of 501 amino acids.